AUGCUUUUCUCAAACAUAGUCAUUUGUACGCCGAGUUAUGCUGCCGACUUUAGAUUCUUAUUCUACCUCUUAUUUCUCCCUUUUUUUCCCACUGCACUCACACACCAACCCUUUUCUCCCAUUGCCUGUCCACAGUGCCCGGCUCGUCUCGAUCGUGCAAUCAAGUCUCUCGAGUCUUCAUCCGCGUUCUCUCCAAGACGUCGAGAGUGCCGAGCCUUCAAAUGGACGAGUCUUGUAAGUGACCGCUUCUUGCCUCAUCAUGCUUGA
Protopolystoma xenopodis is the source of this 267-nucleotide messenger RNA. The record is from the annotation of a GenBank genome assembly. NCBI's taxonomy places the organism in Eukaryota, Metazoa, Platyhelminthes, Monogenea, Polystomatidea, Polystomatidae.